Molecule: messenger RNA, 1304 nt
Organism: Trametes versicolor FP-101664 SS1
Lineage: Eukaryota; Fungi; Basidiomycota; Agaricomycetes; Polyporales; Polyporaceae
Exons: 4
Coding region: 1-1065 (354 amino acids)
Source: RefSeq, a predicted model, not a curated record
AUGUCCGAUCUUGCGUUCAACAUCUGGGGUGUGAUCGCCAGCGUCAUCGGUACUAUUCUGGCCCUGCUCCCUCUGUUCACCCUUUGGGUACGGCCUCGUUUGCCCUCGGCGACGAUACUUGAUCUGUGCGCCGUCUUGAAAGAGACGAAGGCGCUUUUCUCCGCUGCCCUCGAUGAAGGCCUGAUCACUGACGAGCACGAGAUCCGCCAAAUUCGCCUGAGUAUGGAGAUAGCCGCUGCAUACCUUGACGGGUUGUGCGGCACGGUCUACGCCGCCACGUCGUACCCCCAAAGCUUGAGGAACUGGUGGAACGGAGUAUCUUCGCGGAUUGCGGAGCUGUACGCGGAACUCAACGUCGUUCGGGUGAAGCUUGCAAAGAGAAAUUCAUUUGAGCGGAAGCUUCGGAUCGCCCAGGAGUUCAACGUUGAGUUUCCAUUCGACCCUGUGCAGCCCUCUUCCCCUCCUCCGCGAUACACCCUUACGCCACAACCGGAUCGCCCAUCGUUACUCCAACCAGCGAAGGCUCAGAGCCUACCGCCCGAUUCAUCCACCUCGCCAGAGCAUCAGUCCGCGUCCCAUGCUCAGCGUGAUGCUGAAAGCGACGUCAGAAAAGCGGACCUGGCCACUCCGGACUCGAGCAUCCGCUGCCCGCCGGCGACGUUCUCGCUCGAUGCUCAUCCGACCCUGGCGGUUCGCCCUACCCACCACGUCGUAUCCGAUGCCGACCUCCAAAGGUUGCUCUCUCUUGCUGCCACGCAUCCUCUUCUCCGGCCUGAGGAGCACGAGCGCCAGAGGGCGACACAUCGUGAUGAACUCCUGCUCCAUCUCGGCAGACUUUGCGACGACAUCGGUCGCGCGUCUACGCGCUCUGGCUACCCCUUAGGGUCCAGACGACAUGCCAAACGGACUCGUUUCAAAACGUUCGCACGCUUUUUCCGACACGUCGCUGGGAUACAGCAUCCCGGUGUCGGUGGCGACGCCGACAACAUCCAUCGCGAUCCGGAGUCUCUGCGGCCCCAUCGCAGGGAGGACAAGGAUGACGACGAGGAAUGGUGUGAUGAAUAAAAGUAUGGUAUCAACUCGUCACAGCGGUCUCUUCUCCAUUUGGUCCGCGUUGUCUGCCUAUGGCCUUGCUACCCUCUCUUGUUUUCCAAAGGUUUCUCAUUUCAGUACUGCCUUCGCUACUCGUUAUGCUGUACCAAUUUGCAUAUGCUCAUGCUCUCCACCCUCGCCUACGCCCAUACUCUCCUGCUCUCGCUCUAUUCACAGACGCGUCUGGAUACCGUCUUGUACAUCUCGCUAUC